AUGCUGGGCAGCACCCCUCUCCCCGCGACAUCUGUCGCCGCCCGGAGACACACUUACACCGGCGCUCUCAAUCCCCCACUACCCCCUCGACGCAACUCCCUCGCCACGGGUCCAGCGGCCAAAACCGCUCCCCUUCAGAUCAACUCCAUCACACUCACGAGCGCCAUGGAGUCGAGAUAUGCCCGCCCUGCCUCGCCGCGGGGCCGCUAUGCCAACCCCGCAAGGUCGUCAACGGGCACCUUUGCAGACCCCUAUUACGACUACACCUCCUACAGACCUAGCUCACCACGGUCGAGCGUCGAUCGCUUGUCAGGCUCCUUUCACUCCAACUCGUCGGCCUACUACACUACUCCUGCCACCUCGAAUGGCUCACGAGCAAGCAACGUCCAGUAUGACUCGUACGCUGCUGCCCGGCCACGGAGAAACACAAACGACCAUACCUCUCGUCCCAAUGUCAGCUCGCUGACCAAUACCUCGUUACCCCUCCGCACGCCCUACUCCCCCCACGGCAGUACCCACCACGACCGCCCUUCGAGUCCCCUGGUGCAAGCCCAUCACAAGGCCGUGGAGUCGUACAUUACGCCUAGCACUUCACGCUCCACCCACAAGAAGGUAUACAGCGUCGAUGAUGCUAGCCACUCGACCAGACUGGUUGCAGAUGUCGAGACCCCGCGCCACAGGGAUACUGCCGACCGGGGUUACAGUCUUACCAGUGGCGGCCGCAGUUACCAUACCACCACCAAAGCUCCGCCACGGCUGACUGAGCUAGGCGACGAUGGCUAUUCCUACACAGAUCCCGCGAGUAUGUAUCGUGACACAGAGCCGGCGUGGCGGCGGCCGCGUGCAGGAAGCGUGGAACGUGGGGCCCGACCUUCGAGCAUGAUCAUGGAUCGCUCUGCGCGCAGCUCUGCACGCGAACUGGGCCCCCCACCCACCACGCGAGGCCUUGACAAGUUUAACAGUGCCGUCAGCGGCGCUAUCCCACGCGGUCAUUCCAGGGCUGGCUCCCUGGACAAGGCACGAGAUAUUCCGCUAUACGACCCCUAUGCCGAAGUAGCCCCUGCUCUCCCCGCUCGAACAACCGCAUCUCGACAGCGAGCCCCGACUGCGAUUCACCAAGAACCACGCGACCACCGAAGAGACACGUAUCACGAGGAUUUUGAUCGCCGGGACCGGGAUACUGAGAACAGACGUCUGAAUGGCAGUAGUAGUCACUUCGAGGACCACAAUGUUAGCACUCGCGGAUUUGGUAUUGCCCCGGGCAUUGUUCCCAUGCAGCCCAGUGUGGCCCAUGAUCAUCACGCUCUUGACCGAGAGCCGGUCUGGCCUGCUGUUGAGGUAGCACGAGCGAGACCCCAAGAACCGCCUAGCCAGUAUUACCAGCCCGAGCGUGCUGAGGCACGCAUGCCUGAACCUCGUCUGCCCCGUGAAAGGGACCUGGCGGCCCCCCAAGAUAGCUAUGAAAAGCGUCCGCGUGAACGGGAGGGUAGCAACGGCAACUUUGUUCCUGCGGCUGCGGGAGCUGCCGCUGGCGUUGCUGCUGGCGUUGCUGCCGGAUUCAUAAAGUCACGGGACAAGGAUCGCAUUGCCAACGACCGAGACGCUUCUGCGGAGCGGGAAAGAGAACGAAGGCGAGAGUACGACGAGCGUGAUAGACGAGAUCGAGCCGACGAUCGACGCGCCAAGGAAGUCGAUGAUCGACGUGAAAGACGAAUCGACGAGCGCCGCGACAUUCCACUUCCGGCCACGAUUGCAUCUGCUCCUCCUAUUCCUGGCGCCUAUCCUCCUCCGAUAGAGGCAGACCACCGUCCUCGUGAGCGAAGAUACGAAGACGAGGAUCGGGAGAGACUUUCCAGAAAGCAGCCCUCGUCAGAAGGCAGCGGUGAUGAGCGACCGCGCCAUUACGUAGAUCGCGAUGCUGAGCGUAAGAAGGAGUCGGCGCCAAAAGAGGCAGCCAUUGAUCCUGAUGAGGACUAUCGCCGUCGUGUCCAACAAGAAGCUGAACGAAGCAGUCGCAGUACACGCGAUAGAGACAGCGACUCUGACCGCGAGCGGGAACGACGACGUCGCAAGAGCGACCGCGACCGAUCUCGAGACCCCGAAGAACGCUCUCGUGCCUCACCUCCAACGACUAGGGAGGCGGCCAGUUCUCGUUACGAGGAGCGCUCUUCCAGUAUCUACGAUGCCAAACUAGUGCAAGAGCCCGAGUCACUCGACCGCGAUGCUUCGAGCAGAAGUGUUCAGAUUGUCACUCCCCCCAAGGAAGCCCCGCAACCCGUCAAGGGUAUCCUCCGCAAGCCCACCUCCAAGUUUCCCGAAGAUCCAGAGCCCAUUCGUGAGGGUGUAGCUCCACACAAAGACGCCCUCAAAGGCAAAGACAUCCCCGUAGGCGCCCGUUGGACCCGUAUCGACCGCCGCCUCGUAAAUCCUGAGGCGCUUGAACAAGCCAAGGAACGGUUCGAAGAGCGCAUGGACUGCGUCAUCGUGCUGCGCGUCUUGACCAAAGAAGACAUCCAGAAACUGGCUGAUCGCACUAGGAAGAUCCGCGAGCAGAGAGAGGAUGAAUAUGAGCGUCGUGACAAAGAAGAGCGCAGCAAACGCAGCAGUCGUGACGGCAAAGACGAACGCGAUGAUGAGCGCGAUAGAGAGUAUCGACGCGAGAGGGAGAGGAGGAGGAGAUAUGAUGACGACAGUGAUCAUGAUGGUCACGAGGAGAGGGAAAGGGAGCGUGAGAGGAACAGGCCCAAGAAGUUGGAGAUUGAAGAAGCAAGGUGA
Plenodomus lingam JN3 is the source of this 2775-nucleotide messenger RNA. RefSeq lists its product as uncharacterized. The record is from RefSeq and is a predicted model, not a curated record. NCBI's taxonomy places the organism in Eukaryota, Fungi, Ascomycota, Dothideomycetes, Pleosporales, Leptosphaeriaceae.